GCAUGCGCAUAUCCAUCAAGCACACGUUCAGGAUUGUUUUUGUGCAAGCGCUCAGGCAGCAGGGAAGCCGGCAGUGCGGUCCGAGAUGUCUGAACUACGCGGGGAAAACAGUCCCCCAGAAAUGAGUGCAGUGAAUGGCGUCAGCGACGUCCUGCAGACCGGAGUGGGCGGCAGGAGGCGGGCGCGGGAGGCCCAGGAAGCCCCAGUGGUCGAAGCUGCCUGCCCUAUGGCGCGGGUCCGGGGCCUAGCUCCCAGGCCGAUCCCCAGCCACGUCCCGGGCCUGAUGUCUAUGCCCGGCCUCCACGGGCACCUGGGCCUCGUAGGAAUUAAUCAGCAGCGGCUCUUCCACCAGUACCUGGAAAAUUCCCCCAUGAUCCCUGUCAGGUUACUGCGAGAUAUCGAGGAGCGCCGCAGGCUCUUUGUGGAAGGCUGCAAGGCCAGGGAAGCGGCCUUUGAUGCGAAUCCCCCCCAGAUGGAGUCCGACGCAGUAGCUUUCGCCCUUGCUCUGACUGCCGCGGAGGCUGGUAGUCCCAUGGCCGACUGAAUCGGCGAUCAGGUGGGUGGCACGGAGGUCAGGUGAAAAGGCGAAGACAGGCCAGCGCAGACCUAGUUGGUUGUCAUUGGGGGAAAAUGCAAGCUUCGAAGAGAACACUGCAGUGCACAAUGAAACGACACAGCCAGAGAAAGAAGUCGAAGGGCACGUGAGACUGUUGAAGCUGCUUCCGAAGAGGUCCGGGGACACUUAGGACAUCGCUUUGUGACUGUUAAUCAUCCGUCAGCAUUUGUGGGAAUUCUUUCAACGCUGUUUCACCGUAAAGGAUGGUUUUGCAAAGAUAAGUUGUAAGAAAAAUGGCCAGUGAUAGAACCCAGAAAAGUAACCAAGAUGACCAAAGACAUGAAGGAAAUGCAGCAGUUAGGAAUCCACUCGUGUCUGAGUUGUUAGGAUUGGAAAGCUAUUGAAGAACCUGGGGAGUUCAGAAUUUGUGGUCAUCAUAUUGUCAGCUCCCAGCUCCUGUGUAAAAUUAAUUUCCAUGUUUUCUAAAAAAUGUCAGAUGAAUAGUAAAUACUCAAGAAAACAUGUAUUUAUUGUGAGAUAAGUAUAUUUUCAAGACCAUAUGAGAUUGAGUGGGUGUGGGAAUAGAUUUGUUUUUGUUAAUGUUUAAACUUUUUAUUUUAUUCCACACUCUGUGCACAAGAUUCAAAAAACAAAGUAUCAUAAAAUAUACUGUGAAAAGUUAACCUCCUGUUCCUGUCCUCUGCCUGUUGACUUGAAAACUGUUCCUGACAGUUACCUUUGUUAGUGGUUUCAGAUUUUGUUCAUUUGUAUCUACUUUUUUUUUUUGACUGACUUUCAACAAUUUCCUAAUGCAUAUACAAAUUAAAAUCAAUAGAUAUUC
This is a messenger RNA of Heterocephalus glaber (naked mole-rat), 1397 nucleotides long. RefSeq names its product EP300 interacting inhibitor of differentiation 2B (gene Eid2b). Gene Ontology annotation, cellular component: nucleoplasm. Lineage: Eukaryota; Metazoa; Chordata; Mammalia; Rodentia; Bathyergidae. Gene Ontology annotation, molecular function: transcription corepressor activity. The record is from RefSeq and is a predicted model, not a curated record. Gene Ontology annotation, biological process: negative regulation of DNA-templated transcription.